AGGGAAGAUGGCUCGCCCGGACCCGCGCUGCUAGGAGGAGAGGGGCAGGUGGCGCGGCUGCUGGCGGAGCUCAGUCUCCGGGUUGCCUCGGUCGCCGUGGUCGCCGUGGUCGCGAGGCGAGGCCGCGGUGGGUCCGGAGCUGCUCUGACUGAAGGCUCGGAACAAAUGUAGAAAGAUGUUCACUUCAGAAAUGGGGGUUGUGGAAGAAUGGCUGUCAGAAUUUAAGACACUCCCAGAAACAUCUUUGCCAAAUUAUGCCACAAAUUUGAAAGACAAGGGUUCGUUAGUUUCAUCUCUCUAUAAAGUUAUCCAGGAGCCACAAAGUGAGUUGCUAGAGCCUGUGUGUCACCAGCUCUUUGAGUUCUACCGCAGUGGGGAGGAGCAGCUGCUGCGGUUCACCCUACAGUUCCUCCCGGAGCUGAUCUGGUGCUACCUGGCUGUGUCGGCCAGCAGAAAUGUGCACAGCAGUGGCUGCAUCGAGGCCCUUCUUCUAGGAAUUUACAACCUGGAAAUAGUUGACAAACAGGGACAUAGUAAAGUACUGAGUUUUACAAUUCCAUCUUUAUCCAAACCAUCUGUAUAUCAUGAACCUUCCAGCAUUGGGUCUAUGGCUCUGACUGAGAGUGCGCUAUCCCAGCAUGGCUUAUCAAAAGUCGUGUACAGUGGGCCCCAUCCUCAGAGGGAGAUGCUGACAGCACAGAACAGGUUUGAAGUGUUGACAUUCCUUUUGUUGUGUUACAAUGCUGCCUUAACCUAUAUGCCCAGUGUUUCUCUUCAAUCACUGUGUCAGAUUUGUUCAAGAAUCUGUGUAUGUGGAUAUCCCCGACAACACAUAAGAAAAUACAAAGGCGUAAGUAGCAGGGUACCAAUUUCAUCCGGAUUCAUGGUGCAGAUGCUAACAGGAGUCUAUUUUGCCUUCUACAAUGGAGAAUGGGAUCUAGCUCAGAAAGCAUUGGAUGAUAUUAUAUACAGAGCCCAGCUAGAAUUAUAUCCAGAGCCACUGCUGGUUGCUAAUGCAAUAAAGGCUUCAUUGCCUCGUGGUGCCAUGAAAUCUAGUAAGGAAGGUACAAGGUGUAUUCAAGUUGAAGUCACACCAACUUCCUCUAGAAUAUCAAGAAAUGCAGUUACCAGCAUGUCAAUAAGAGGUCACAGGUGGAAAAGACAUGGAGAUACAGAAUUAACAGGUCAAGAAGAGCUGAUGGAGAUAACUGAAGCUGACGAGGGAUUUUAUUCCAGGGCUGCGUCUAGCACCAGCCAGUCGGGUCUAUCAAACAGUAGUCACAAUUGUAGUAACAAGACAAGUGUAGGGAAGAACCAGAGACGGUCGGGAGGAAGCAAAGCUGGAGCAAAAGAGAGAGAAACUGCAGGGGAAUCUUGCAGAGAUCACUUUGCUCGCAAACAAACCCAGAGAGCCCAGAGUGAGAACCUUGAGCUUCUCUCUCUGAAGAGACUGACCUUGACCUCCAGCCAGUCCCUGCCCAAGCCCAGCAGCCAAGGCUUGGCUAAGACUGCGGCCACUGUGUUUAGUAAAUCCUUUGAACAGGUCAGUGGUGUCCCAGUCCCACGCAGCCCCUCUCCUGCUGUUGGCUGUGUUGCUGGUGCAGAUGCCCAUAGAUUUUCUGCUUGUAGUCUCCAAGAAGAAAAGCUCACUUAUGUGUCAGAAAGGACUGAGCUUGCAAUGAAGUAUCAAGCAGGUCCACAGGGACCUCCCAGUAUUAGCAUCACUUUGUCUGCAGAUUAACUUGUAACUUAUUUUUGUCCUGUAAGCAGUGAAGCUGGAAAGAUGGCUUUGCUCCUUUAUGAAAGUACUGAGUCCUCAUGCCUGGUCCUAGCAGGAAGCCUGUGUCUCGAGUUCUGAUGGCUCCUUGGACUAUGAAGGGAACAAUGUCUAGUUUGCAGUAAGCUGAGGCAUGGUCUUGUUAUCUCUUGGGUACCCUUUUCCUCUUGGUUUGAGUUCUGUAUUCUUUUCCUCCUCUUUUCUGUUGGUUGUUAUUGUUGUUCUGAGAUGGUCAGUGUGACAAUAAAUCUUACAGUUGUGGAGUUGGUUACUUCCUCAGUGAGGUGGUUUUUAACACCUCGUAUUUUAGUAUCUGUGUGUUUGCCCUGAGAAGUCAGAGUCUCUGUGUGAGAGGACUCGGCUGUGGAUCCUGGACAGAGGAGCGAGUCCAUGAAGCCACGAUGACAAACAGGCAUGUGAGAAAGCAAAAAAAGCAAUGAGAGCAUUGAGGAUGUCAAGUGCCAGGAAAAGCUCAGUGACCACAUCACCCUUCAGAUGAGGACGGUUUGCUCACACACUGCAAGUUGCCUGGCAGGACAGGCAAAGGGAAGGUGGAAGGACUCCUGUUGGUGUCCUUAGAACAUUAAACAGCAAAACUGAGAUGGCUGGUAGAUAAUGUUUUGAGUGUUUGGUGUGGAUUCCACAGGUGAAAGUCCCUUUGGGUCUCUAAAGUGUAACCAGCCAUGAAGCUGAUUGACUGUGCUGCUCGACUUAGUCUGUAUUUUAGAGUUCAGAGCUCGUCACAGAAGACUUCCUGGAAACCACUGUAAAUCUUGCAACACAGCUCCCACGAUACCAGUGUCAAGCAUUUAAUAGUGAAUCGUCUGCAAAUGAAGGAAAUACAUUUCAUCUACAAAAAUGUGAUAAAAAGAAAAUGAAGAUAGUGAAUAUGGACAAAGGACAUUUGUGCGCUAUCUUAGGAUUGCUUGUGUUUGUCUUCUAAAGUUUAACAUAAGAAAAGAAAAAUGUACUUCUUGCUUGUGAGCUUCCAGUGUCCCUGUAAUGAUAGAGAAAGUAUACUUCAGUUGCACACCCACCCCUGCCAGUCUAUACCUAAACCAAGGAAGGUAAUCAGGCAGAGGCUAAACAAAUGUAUCUGGCGCUCUUGAGAGCUCUGCGACUCUGGACGGACUGAAAGGCUCGGUGCCUGUGCUGUCAAUGAAGCCGGUGAGCUUGGAGUGAGAGGAAGCAAGGUCAGCCGGGGAGACCUAGGAAGCAUCACUUGUUGGUUCCAUUGAGUCUUAGUACACCAAGGUCUCCUUAUUUCUAGUCCCUAGCUGUGGUCACAGAAUGUGCUUAUGUUUCCCUUUUAAAACUGCACAAGUUGUAGAAUGCAGCACAUUUACAAUUGAGAUACAGUUUUAAAUGCUUACCUGUCAGUUUCAGCCUAAUUAUUCAACAUCUGAGGGUGUUUUUUUUUUUAGCAUAAAUAAGUUUAACAUUUUAGUUUCAGUAACAGAAUGAACUGUUGGCUUAAAUUGUUCUCAAAAGUUAUAAGUUAACUAGACAGUAAAAUUGAUAUUGGAAUGAUUUAAUAGUAAUCUUAUAUACAGUUGAAAAUGUUUGUAAAAUGUCACUGUGAAUUUCCUGUUGUCUUGUAAUUCUUUAAUGAAAAAAUUUUCUUACGUAUAGUUUCUAACAGUAUUGAUAAUAUUAAGAAGAAAUUGAAGAUUGUCAUUAGGCAAGUUGAAGUGUUUGUUUAAGCAUAUAAUAAGUGUAAAGAAACAUUAUCUGGCAUAAAUGAGAGAUUAGGAUAAUGUUCAGCUACUAUAAUGAAAAUUCAUUUUAAUAUUGUUCAAGACAUUUGCUACUCAUGUGGUUCAAAGGUCAUUGGUGUUACCUGGUAUCUUAAUAAGACUUCACAAUUUUAGGGGCAGAUUAGUAAAUCAAAACUGGCAUUUUUACAGGGUCCCAAAGGACGCUUGUGUGCAUUCGUCUUUGUGAAGACAGUUUCAGAGUGCUUUGGGUUUUGUUUUGUUUUGUUUUUGUUUUUGGAGACAGGGUUUCUCUGUAUUGCUUUGGAGCCUGUCCUGGAACUAGCUCUGUAGACCAGUCUGGCCUCGAACUCACAGAGAUCUGCCUGCCUCUGCCUCCCGAGUGCUGGGAAACUGAGCCAGGCAAUGUAUGCCACCAACGCCCGACUCAGUUUUGGAAUGCUAAUCAUUAUCUAAUAUGCAGAAGUAUCAGUGGUCUCACAGCCCUCAAGCACAGAUAUUAGACACUAGGUUGUCAUAAUCGUCACUGUUUUUAACAGCUAAUUAACUUUCUAAUAACAUGACUUGUUACACCUCAUUUUAAGUUCCUAGUCCUCUUAUUUCUGUAAUAAAAAUGUAGUCUCUUCUGCUUCUCUUGUUGACUAUGAAUGAAAGCAGAGCCUCGGAUGCUGCAGGUUUUAAGUGGGAAAGGCCUUGCCGGUUUUUCUUGGUCAGUUCCAUUAUGCACAGCAUAUUUGCAUGUGUUCAUUCUCUUUUACAAAAUCUGUAACAGCUUACACCAUGGAGUGAAUCUGAAUUUUUUCUCCAAAUGAUUUAUGCCGAUUUAUUCUCUGGAGGGUGGGAUUAUGUUAACAAUAAAUUCUUUUAUACUACUUUUGAUACAAUUUCAAGUAAGGAUUGUAUACAUUGGAGGCUUUUUAUUAUAGUCAUCAAAGUCAGAUGAUAUUAACUAUGGCAACAAUUGUUAUACUCAUGACUCUUUCCCUACUCAUCUUUCAAAUGUGAAAAAUUGAGUGGCUUUGUGGGUCACUUUGCUAUAAAGGUGUUAAGUGCAGACAUUUUGUGGAUCCAAAGUAAUGGCUUCCAUUCCAAGAGGAUUCCACACAAAGCUGGGGCCCAGCACCCCAUAGUUCAGAUCUAGGAUAGGUUCUUGCAUUAACCUGACCCUUGCAUUCUUAAAGCUGUGCUGCCUGGACACUCCUGUGAAGCUGUGCCCAGCACUAGCCUCUGAGACCCAUGUCAAGAGAGAAGAAGAGUAGACUUUCCCACUCGGGUGCCUCCCUUCCUCUCUCUCUUGGGAGCCUCCGAAGAGCACCCUGGCAUCACUGGGACAUUGCCUGAACUGUCCAUCUCUGUAGCACAAAGAGCAGGGUUCCCCAACAGCAACAUUUCAUUGUCCUUUCAAUUAUAAAGCAACCACUCUGCAAAUAAUACUUAGGUGUUAAAAGUUGAGUUAAAGGGAGAUCAUAUAUAUGUGUGUGUGUGUGUGUAUGUAUAUGCAUAUGCAAAAGAUCCCAAUUUAAAGGGUCAUAACUAAAAUGUUGAAUGGUAAAUUAUGGAAGAAAGUGUUUACUCUGAAACCUGAUUUUUAAGCAAAGAGUUGAAGUAAGGCAGCUUAAUGAUUAGGUCUGUAGGCACAUUAAGUGUCCAUACAGGAAAAGCACAUUAAGGAAGCAUAUAUUAAGUAUUGUAACAGAAAAAUAGUUUAAAAACACAAUGUUAGGCACUAAGGCAUUGUAGAUAGAAUUAGCGUGCGGUGUUGUCUUCCCAGUUAGUCCUUUAGUGAGCACACGGUCCCACUUGCAGGUUUGCUGCAGAGUGCUGACCCAGCGGGCACUGAGGUGUGUGCCUGACCCUGCUCAAGGCUCUCCAGACUGCACGGUGUGCUCGCUCCCACACACUGUCACUGUGCACUGAACACUCUGAAGAGGCUUCUGUGUUUCACAGUAGCGUGCUAGUGGACACGGGUCUCAAGGGUGGUUUCUUCUCCUCUCCCCAUACUAUCUCUUGUUGGAGCUGGCUGCACCUCUGACCUUCCCUUCUGAUCACGUGGUAAUGCUAAACUCUUCUCUCAGAUACACUUGUUUGUCAUUGUAUUCCCAGAGUUUACAUUCCUAAGAAUAAACACAACUUUGGAUAUUUUUAUGUGCUCUCUAUGUUUUUAAGGUAUUAAAUAAACUGGAGUUGAGUUUUUUGAA
This is a messenger RNA of Phodopus roborovskii (desert hamster), 5690 nucleotides long. RefSeq names its product hyccin PI4KA lipid kinase complex subunit 1 (gene Hycc1). The record is from RefSeq and is a predicted model, not a curated record. Lineage: Eukaryota; Metazoa; Chordata; Mammalia; Rodentia; Cricetidae. The coding region runs from base 176 to 1741 and encodes 521 amino acids. Gene Ontology annotation, biological process: protein localization to plasma membrane; phosphatidylinositol phosphate biosynthetic process. The transcript is spliced from 11 exons. Gene Ontology annotation, cellular component: plasma membrane.